Mauremys mutica (yellowpond turtle) is the source of this 2929-nucleotide messenger RNA. RefSeq names its product gastrula zinc finger protein XlCGF57.1-like. Gene Ontology annotation, molecular function: RNA polymerase II cis-regulatory region sequence-specific DNA binding; DNA-binding transcription factor activity, RNA polymerase II-specific. The record is from RefSeq and is a predicted model, not a curated record. Gene Ontology annotation, biological process: regulation of transcription by RNA polymerase II. The transcript has 4 exons. Bases 189 to 1886 code for a protein of 565 amino acids. NCBI's taxonomy places the organism in Eukaryota, Metazoa, Chordata, Testudines, Geoemydidae. Gene Ontology annotation, cellular component: nucleus.
CAGAGCCCCGUGGGGAGCCGAGGGCGACUCCUGUCCCGGCCAGCAGGGCCCCGGGUCCCUGGGGGAGCUGGGGGGGGAGUGUCCCUGGGUCACAGCUCCAGGUGGCGUUUGAGGACGUCGCUCUGUAUUUCACCCGGGAGGAGUGGGAGCUCCUAUCCCAGCCAGAGAAGCAGCUGUACCGGGACCAGAUGCUGAGGAAUUACCAGGCCCUUGUUUCCUUGGGCUAUUCAGAUUCCACACCAGACUUAAUCCACCGGAUCGAGCUAGGGGAGGCAGAGCUCUGGAUCUGGGAUGCUGAGGACUCCGGGGAAAGCUCAGGGCCUGAGAGCCCCUCCUCAGCAGGGCUCGGGAUCCUGGGGGGAAUGCGGACACAGUCUGAGUGUGGGGAGAGCACGGCAGGAAAGCAGGAUCCAACAGCCCACAGAGGGAUCCAUGCACAAGACUCAGUCCAUCACUGGGGUAAACUCAGCCAGAGACCAGACCUGGCUACACACCAGAGACUCCCCAUGUGUCCACAUCACUGCAUUGUCUGCGGCAAGAGGUUCAGCAGCCCCUCUGCACUGACCCAGCACCAGCGCACCCACACCGGGGAGCGGCCGUAUCAGUGCACCAACUGUGGCAAGGGCUUUGCACAGAACUCAACCCUGAGAAUACAUCAGCUCACGCACACCGGAGAGCGGCCACACCACUGCACCGACUGCGGCAAGGGCUUUACACAAAUCGGACACCUGAGAAUACACGAGCGCACACACACUGGGGAGCGGCCGUAUCAGUGCACCAACUGUGGCAAGAGCUUUGCACACAACUCAACCCUGAGAAUACACCAGCGCAUGCACACUGGGGAGCAGCCACAUUGCUGCACAGACUGUGGCAAGGGCUUUGCACAGAUCGGACACCUGAGAAUACACCAGCGCACACACACUGGGGAGCGGCCGUACAGCUGUGAUGAGUGUGACAAAAGUUUCAUCAGUGCCACUGUGCUGACCAAACACAAGCGCACACAUACAGGGGAGCAGCCACACCAUUGUGCUGACUGUGGCAAGGGCUUUGCACAGAACUCAAGCCUGAGAAUACACCAGCGCACGCACACCGGGGAGCAGCCACACCACUGUACCGACUGCGGCAAGGGCUUUGCACAGAUCGGACACUUGAGAAUACACAAGCGCACGCACACUGGGGAGCGGCCGUAUCAGUGCACCAACUGUGGCAAGAGCUUUGCACAGAACUCAACCCUGAGAAUACACCAGCGCACGCACACCGGGGAGCAGCCACACCACUGUACUGACUGUGGCAAGGGCUUUGCACAGAUCGGACACCUGAGAAUACACGAGCGCACACACACUGGGGAGCGGCCGUAUCAGUGCACCAACUGUGGCAAGAGCUUUGCACACAACUCAACCCUGAGAAUACACCAGCGCACGCACACUGGGGAGCGGCCGUACAGCUGUGAUGAGUGUGGCAAGAGUUUCAUCAGUGCCACUGUGCUGACCAAACACAAGCGCACACAUACAAGGGAGCGGCCGCACCAUUGUGCUGACUGCGGGAAGGGCUUUGCACAGAUCUCACAGCUGAGAAUGCACCAGCGCGCACACAUGGGGGACUGGCCAUACAGCUGUGCUGACUGCAGCAGGGGCUUUGAGUAUAUCUCAAGCCUGAGAGCACACCAGCGCGCACACACCAGGGAGCGGCCAUACAGCUGUCCCAAUUGUGGCAAGAGCUUCAGCAGCGCCCAAGCAGUGACCAAACAUCAGACUGUGCACACUGGGGAGCGGCCAUUCCAAUGCACUGUCUACGGCAAAAGCUUUGCACAGAGCUCGCACCUAAAAAUACACCAACACAUUCAUACCGGGGAGCAGCCGUACAGCUGUGCUGAUUGUGGCAAAUGAUUUUCUCAGUUGGGCAACCUCACCCGGCACCAGGUCACUCACACCAACACCCUUGUGUCACUGCCAGGGCCUGAGGGGCUUGUGGCAGCCGAUGGGCCUGGCACAGCGCCAGCAGAUGCAGACCAGGGAGUGGUCCUCUCCCUAUGAUGCCCAGCAGAGAGACUGUGGGGCAGGGAAGAGGACUUUGCAGAGCAGUGUGGGGAAGAGCAGACAGGUGGGGAGAUUUUAGAGCAGAUGGUCACAGCCUACUCCAUUAGGGACCCCCUGCCUCUAGCUGGGAUCCACCUAGGAUAUCCCCUCCCCUCAUCUAGCUGGGAUCCAGCCAAGUCUCUCUCUUUCUGUCCCCCUCCUUCCCUCCUGCCCCCCCCCCCCCCCCAUCUAGGUAGGAUGCAGCCAAGACACAUACCCCACUUCCUUGUCUAGAUGGGACCCAGCCAGGAUCUUUCCACCACACCUACCCUGGUUCCAGCUGUGGGUGACUCCUGGGUGACAUCUAGAGGUGGGAUUUGCAGUCCUCUCUCAGCAUGGAUUGGGCUGAGGGGCGGGGCAGGACAGCCCAGUGUGUGUGAUUGAAAGAAGACUCAGGAACUGCUCAUGCUGUCUACUUUAAACAGAAAUGCGAUGAAGAACUAUGUACCUAAUGUGUAACAAAGGUCUGUCUAACCAGGUGUUUCUUUGCUAUUAAACAAGCUGAUGCUUUUCAGAUGUCAUGGGGAAAAGCCUGUGUGACGUGUAAAGCUUUAAGAUGAACCAACCAAAAUGUUCUAAGGCCUAACUGAACACGAGGCCUCAUGAACCAUGUGACUGGCAGGUGCAGAAAGAGAGUUUCCCAUUUUAUGCCAAAAAAACAAAAUUUUGCACACCAUAUUUUAAAAUUCUGCAUAUUUUAUUUGUCAAAAUAAUACCAUAUAAUUAUGCUAAUUUCAAUUAUUUUGGUAAUUUAUUUCAAAAUACCUGUUGGCAACUGUCUAUAACAGUACAAACAACUAAAAAAGAUUCAGGGAGUGAUUUUUCACAAAUAGAUUCCUUACUAGACCUAUUAA